Raphanus sativus (radish) is the source of this 1602-nucleotide messenger RNA. RefSeq lists its product as uncharacterized. The record is from RefSeq and is a predicted model, not a curated record. The transcript has a single exon. The coding region runs from base 1 to 1602 and encodes 533 amino acids. NCBI's taxonomy places the organism in Eukaryota, Viridiplantae, Streptophyta, Magnoliopsida, Brassicales, Brassicaceae.
AUGAUUUCCCAAAAAAUCAUUCUUGAAUAUCAAGAUAAUAACUGCGCCUCCGCCUCAUCUUCCUCCUACUGUGGGGAUCUUCUACCGAAACUCCCAGCUCCGUCUCAUCGAAAUAGCGCUUCUGCUCUCGGUGCAACCGUUAUGGCUGAUAACUUGCACAACGCUAUCAACUCCUUGUCGCUGCAUGAUGAAGAGCCAGUGGACCUCCCUGACAACCCGAUGUUCCAUGUGUAUGAGGAGAAUGCUAUGAGCCUUCUUGGUCGUCUCCUUAACCCUGCCUGCCAGCUAAUGGACAAGAUGAUCGAGACUAUGCCAAGGGUUUGGAGGGUCUACAAUAGAGUCCGAGGGAUUGCCCUCUCGCGUGAUAAGUUCCAGUUUGUUUUCCAACGUGAGGAAGACAUGCUCACUGUCUUGAAUGACCGACCCUGGUCGUACAACAACUGGACUAUAUUGCUUGACCGAUGGGUUCCUGCACCGCCUGCAAACUUCUUGACUACGGUAGACGUGUGGGUCCGUAUUAGACACAUUCCGAUGAACCAUUAUCGGAUUGAAACCAUGGAUUUCUUGGCCUCUAAAAUUGGUGACGUGCUGGAAAUCGCUUAUGAUCCAAAAGUCUCUCAAAAGGAAACGUACAUACGGGCUCUUGUUCGUCUGGACAUAGCGAACCCAGCUAUUGAAUUCAAGCCCCUGAAUCUACCCUCUGGUGGCCGUGUGAUCAUAGAAUUUGAGUAUGAAAAACUUCGCAAGAGAUGUUUUCACUGCCACCGUCUUACGCAUGAGAAACCUAGUUGCCCUUUUGUUCAUCAGAAAGUGGCAGCCAAGGAACCUCAAAGGCGUUUGGAUGCUCCCAAAUCCCCUCCGCAGCAGCUAGAGGGACCAUCUUCUUCAAAGGUGCAGCCCGCUUCAGUCAAACAACCUUCUGUUCCUGGUCUUAGUGUCCCUCCUGGUUUCGCUCCCCUGUUUCCGGAGCUACCUGCUGAGGAACGUGCUGCUGCUCUACUCUACAUCUCGCAUAGUGAUGCUACUGAAUGUCAAGCAAGAAUAGAGCGAGUACAACAAUCCCUCACUCCUGGCUUUGUGGAACCGUCCUCGUUGAAACCCACUAUCUCUCAUGAUCUUAACAAGGGCAAAGGACAUGUCUUCACCUUCACUGAUAAUGAGAGACCUCUGAAGCGUUCCUUUGGAAGAGAUGAGGCUACUACAACGUCUGAGCAACCUACUUGGAAGGUUAGACGUAACCUUAACCGUGAUUCUGAUGAUCAAGAAGUGUCCUCUGCAUCCUCUCUUUCUUGUCCAACGGUAUUUCGUAUGGGCUCUUCCUUUGGAACCCCACCUUCCGGGACUUGGAGAGAUGGUAAAAAGAGUAGACGCCGGCCUCAAAAGUGGAAGCGUUUCAACAGAGCUCCCCACCCCUCUGACUCAGCUCUACAUGACGUUGUAGGUAACGAUCUCUCUGGCCUGGGAUCCGGUACCUUACCUGGGAGCAGUAACAAUCUCACCAAACGCAAGGCCUCAAUGACUGCUGAAGAACAGUCUGCUAAAUCUUCGAAACCUACCAAACCUUCGGUGGCUUCCGAUUUGAAGCCGCUGCCAUCCCAAUGA